UUUAAUUUUUAAAAUGAGUGAAAACGAAUGUAUAGAAAGUUUUCUACCGAAAAACAGGCACAUCAUAAUGUCCAACAUUAACAACAACAACAACAACAACAAUAGCACCGGUAGUUUCAGAGAAAAGACACCGAAAACUAUUAUCAUAUCCAAAAUGAGACAAUUGAUCAAAGAAAUGAUGGCAGAAAUGUUGGGCACCUUUAUGUUGAUGCUUAUAGGAUGUUCCGCAUGUUGUGCCUAUUCAUUGAACCUGACCGGCAAACCGGACAAAUCGGUCGAUGGCUAUGCCGUAAAUUUUUGCUGGGGUUUCGGCGCUUUUAUCGGUAUCUGUGCAUCGAUGGCCAUAUCAGGUGGUCACAUAAAUCCGGCCGUUUCCGUAGCGUUUGCUACACUAAAACGAUUUCCGUGGGCUAAAGUAGGGCCCUAUAUCGGUGCCCAAUUGGUCGGUGCCUUUCUCGGUACGGCCGUCAGCUAUCUGGUCUAUUAUGAACCUAUAGGUAUUCAGCACAAUCUCCAACCGCUCCUCAAUCAUACGGAACUACGAGCCUAUGGCCACUCGUUGAGCACCGGCGGUUUUUUCGCCACCUAUCCGGCAGCGCACAGUACACUGUUGGUGUGCAUUAUUGAACAGAUAGUGGCCACCUGUUCGCUGCUUAUAUCGGUGAUGGUAGUGGUCGACAAAAACAAUCUGAAUGUACCCAUGUAUUUGCAGCCCUUCCUACUGGCCUUUGUAAUUGCCACCCACGCCCAGGUAUUCAGCUUCAAUACGGGGUGUGCCAUGAAUCCGGCCCGCGAUUUAGGUCCCCGAUUGUUCACAGCAAUUGCCGGUUGGGGUAUACAUGUGUUUAGUCCAUUAGGCGGCCAUUAUUGGUGGGCAGUGGGCGUAUUAGCAUCGACUAUCGGUGCCACAAUGGGUGUCUGGAUAUACUAUUAUGUUAUUGAAUAUUUUUAUACUACACCCGAACCGGUUAACCCUAUGCUAGAUGACUGUGCUGGUGGUGGGGUCGUCACCGAUACUAAACCUGUUUAAAAUUUAAACAAACAAAAAAAUAUAGUAUUGAUUAUUAUAAUUAUAAUUAUAAUUAAUAUUAUUAUUAUUACCUUAACAUCAUGUUUAGU
Messenger RNA from Oppia nitens, 1119 nucleotides. RefSeq names its product aquaporin-9-like. Gene Ontology annotation, molecular function: glycerol channel activity; water channel activity. The coding region runs from base 14 to 1030 and encodes 338 amino acids. Lineage: Eukaryota; Metazoa; Arthropoda; Arachnida; Sarcoptiformes; Oppiidae. The transcript is spliced from 6 exons. Gene Ontology annotation, biological process: glycerol transmembrane transport; water transport. Gene Ontology annotation, cellular component: plasma membrane; basolateral plasma membrane. The record is from RefSeq and is a predicted model, not a curated record.